AUGAACAGAAUUUUCGGCACCAGCAAGCCCAAGGCUCCUAAGCCGACACUCGACGACGCAAUUUCCUCCACAGACGCGCGCGUGAGCGCUGUUGAAGUGAAAAUUCGCAAACUCGACGGUGAAUUAGCCCGGUAUCGCGACCAAAUGCAGAAAAUGCGCGACGGCCCGGGCAAAAACUCGGUCAAGCAGCGCGCCCUCCGCGUCCUGCAGCAGAAAAAGAUGUACGAGAGCCAGCGGGACCAGCUGAUGCAGCAGUCGUUCAACAUGGAGUCCGCUGUGUUUGCCACUGAGAACGUCAAAAACACUCUGUCGACGAUGCAGGCCAUGCAGGACGCGAGCAAGGCCAUGAAGAAACAGUACAAGAACGUCGACAUCGACAAGAUAUACGAUAUGCAGGACGAGAUGGCCGAGCUGCUGGAACAGGCAAACGAGGUGCAGGAGCUGAUGGGCCGCAGCUACAAUCUGCCCGAGGACGUCGAUGAGCAGGAUCUGGAGGCA
This is a messenger RNA of Linderina pennispora, 498 nucleotides long. RefSeq lists its product as uncharacterized. The annotation marks the transcript as partial. The record is from RefSeq and is a predicted model, not a curated record. Gene Ontology annotation, biological process: late endosome to vacuole transport via multivesicular body sorting pathway; vesicle budding from membrane. Lineage: Eukaryota; Fungi; Kickxellomycota; Kickxellomycetes; Kickxellales; Kickxellaceae. The transcript has a single exon. Gene Ontology annotation, cellular component: multivesicular body.